AUGGAAACACCUCAACGCUCGCUGAGACAAGAGAUCGAGACCCUGCGUACGGAAUACGAUCGUUUUGAAUCUGCUGUGCUGAGCUCGUUCAACAAGCUCAAGCAAAAUGUCCAGAUUCUUGAACAGAGGACUCGUUCCCUUGGACAGCAGACCCUUGCACUGCAAGAGCAGAACCGCGUGCUCGAAGAACGAAUCAACGCUGUGGAAGAAGAAAACAGAACUCUCAGAGCUGUGGUCCCAGAUGUUCCUGUUCCUCGUCAACUGGACUUGGUCGAUCAGACUUCGAUCCCGGAAAGCAUAUCAGAAGAUCUUUCUGUUGCACAGUCCCCUGAAGAUACUAUUUCCGAACAUGAGACAGAACGCGACAGUCCUGAACGUCCGUACAAAGACAACUCUCCUGAGUACAUGCCUUCGCCAUCUCACCACGAAAGCGGCACUCCUGAACACCUUGUCGAAGCGCCUUCUAGAGAAAACUCUCCUGAGUACAUGCCUUCACCAUCUCACUAUGCAAGCUCGCCUGCACCUAUCGGCAAUAAUGCUCAGAACGCCAGCUUCACUGUCUGGUAUGACGAUGGCACUUUGAACAGCGAUGCACCACAAGACCUGCUCUCCACCCAAGACUGGCGCCUUCUCCUCGCCGCCUUCGGCAACACUCGCCUUUUUUUUCAACCAGAAGAAGACUCAGCACUGGGACACUACCACUCACACCACCAUGUGUGUCCGCAGUGUGUUGCAAAAGAGCUCCAUACAGUGGACAGUCAACAACGAAGGCAAGUACUGCUGCAGAGAUGUUUCAACACACAGAGAGUGUGCUUGAAGUACAAUGAAGAGAGUGGAAGGUUGGAGGCAUUGCCUGUACCUGAAGAAGCUAGACCCGAAGGUGCUCCUUUUGGUCUCAAGUGGUUUGUGGCUGAGCAAACCAACAUGAGCAACAAGGCUGGGUUCAAGGGUUUAUGGGAGGCAACUUGA
Messenger RNA from Aureobasidium musti, 969 nucleotides. The record is from the annotation of a GenBank genome assembly. Lineage: Eukaryota; Fungi; Ascomycota; Dothideomycetes; Dothideales; Saccotheciaceae.